Scophthalmus maximus (turbot) is the source of this 4822-nucleotide messenger RNA. It is a transcript of the gene hoxc6a, whose product is annotated as homeobox C6a. NCBI's taxonomy places the organism in Eukaryota, Metazoa, Chordata, Actinopteri, Pleuronectiformes, Scophthalmidae. Gene Ontology annotation, molecular function: DNA-binding transcription factor activity, RNA polymerase II-specific; RNA polymerase II cis-regulatory region sequence-specific DNA binding. The transcript has 2 exons. Gene Ontology annotation, cellular component: nucleus. Bases 4108 to 4815 code for a protein of 235 amino acids. Gene Ontology annotation, biological process: regulation of transcription by RNA polymerase II; anterior/posterior pattern specification. The record is from RefSeq and is a predicted model, not a curated record.
UGUGUGUGUGUGUGUGUGUGUGUGUGUUUUCCUCCUGAAGCUCUGCAGUCUGGAGAGUUUUAGUCUGGUCGAACACAGUGAUCGGCACAGCCUCGGUCUGGAGGCCUUUGAAGUCUUAUAACCUACUGUUACACACGUUGUGUUGCUUUUCCCUUAUGAUACACUGUUGUUGUAAUGGAUCGUGUCUGCUGCUGCCCAACAUCACUACCUGCAGAGAGAAAGAGAGACUUUUAAUGCAUGCCAUUUGGGUUGUUAGAUACAUUUGGUUUAAAACAAGAGUUGAAAACCACAGUCCAUUGUUUUGCCCUGCAGUGUGUUUUUAAAAAAACCCAGAGAUGGGUUUCACUUAAAACUCCAUGAAGUCAUGAAUCUGUCCGCAUCACCACAUUUAGAACCUCACUUACAAAUCCCGACAGGACAGAAAGUUUGCCUACUAAUGGUCAUAAUUUAUGAUGUGUGGAUCAACAUGCGCUCAUUGGGCAACAGCUUCCUGAGUGCUUAACGAGCAUAAAGUCGAACACUUCCGGACAUUAAUUGGGCCGGCCAGCGAUGGUAAAGUGCUUAUAGAGGGGGCUUUACAUUGUUAGUAUGUGAAUUACUCCUUAUUAGUAAGGUUAGAGGCGGGGGAGAGGGAAGAAAGGCAUCAGGGGCCGGCCAGACUUUGGCUUCCUCGUUGUGUUUUUAAUCAUGGCCGAUAAUGUCGAGAUUUUACACGUCCCAUAUAACUAAUCCUGAGUGAUGUUGUGAUGCUGGAUAUUGAGGCACAUCUACAGCCUCUGCAUGCGAAAGAGAGAGAGAGGGGGGAGAUAAUACAGGACAUGGGCCCCGUUGUGCUGCAGGGGAACAGGCAGUCAGACUCAGGCCUUCAGCGGGGAAACUAUAAUGUAAAUGUGACCUCUAUCAGUAUCAAUAAGUAACAGGAUAACACCAACAAAUACAAUAACAAUAAUAAUAAUAAUGAUAAUAAUAAUAAAGAAAUUACGCAAUGUCUCUACAGCCUCCAUUGAGAAUUCACAAAUUAAGAGCGUACUAUUCAUUAUUAAAUUCUCGAUGCCGUUUAUUAAUUUCACUGGUUAGUGCUUGGUACUAUACUUUUUUUUUCUCGUCUCAGGCGUCCAGGUUCUUUUUUAUUUUUCUGUUGGUUUUUUCCACACAUCGCUGGUCUCACAUUGUCUUCGGAGGAUCUUGGAAACCAAACGGCUUCGUUCCGUCCUGCGUCAAAAAGCCGCGCAUGUGAUUUGCCUCUCGGGCUGCAAUAAAGCACUAAAACACGAGGGGAAAGAAUGACCUUUCUAAUUCUGCGCACUGGCACAACCUCUGCUGCAUUCCAACCUCCCCAGUCCACACAUUGGCUUUACUGUUCAGCCUUUAUUUACAACCUGGACUGUUAUGGAGCGGCGGCGUGUUUUUUUUGUGGGGUGGUGAGAGGGGGCUGAGACUGACAAUCAGCCUGAGGAGAAUCUGCGUUUGGAAUCCCAAAUUAUUAUUAUUUUUACAAUACAAUUUGAGUACAAAUCAAGCAUUGCAAUAGAUCUAUUAAUUAAAAAAAAAAAACUGAGGUUGGCCUGGUGUUGACAAUAGAAAUUAUACGAAUGACACAAAGACUUUUACAAAUCUUGUCCACACGUUGUAUCUGACAUGUGAGCAUGACAGAUUCAUAAAGUAACAUUGACCACCAGACACCAUAUUUAUCACACGUCGUGGUUUGUUUAUAUUCUUAGAUUUUCAAAUUCAAAGGUCCACGUUACGGCCAACCCACUUUUUAACGUUUUUACGCAUUUUGGUCCUGAGCCUGUCUCGUCUGGGGGGUGACAAUGAGUUGAUUAUAAUUCAGGGUCUUCUGUCUUUGAUUUACUCCGCCAUCAAGUUGUUUUUUUUUAUUAAUAUCAGAAUGAAGAGAAGAAAAAAAACAAAUCUUAAGACAGCAUCAGAGCAGAGGGACGUUAAAUCCUUCAACUUUUGAGCUACAUUUGCCCCAAAUUUUGGCCACGCGGAUGUCACAUAUGGUCACGAAUACGCUGAAGGGGAAACUUUUAUUGCACCAGCGACUUCCUCCUCUUUGUUCUUGUCUCUUUUUAUGGGCUAUUCAGGAUCCGAACAGCAGAGCAAACUGUGCUGCACGUCUAAAGGCUGCGAGUAUUCACCCUGUAUCGAAGAAAUCAAUGAGGUGGACCAAUAGGUUGCUGUGGCCACGACGACUGCGUUCGAACAGACAUUUUCAAUAACUGCAUCGAUUAUUCCAUCGCUAUCCAUUAUGGUCACUCGCGAAAAGACAAGACAACGUGAACGUUAUUGUUACAAAUUAAAACCGUGGCGUUUAUUUUUCAUUUAGUUUAAACGCGCAUCUGAAAACAAAUUAACAUCGGCUUAAAAAAUGCGUAAUGUGCAAAUAAAUAUAUAUUUAUUCAAUUAUGUUGAUUAGAGGGAACCGAGAGUGAGAGGCGCUGUCUUGUAUAAUAUCAUUAAUGUGGAUUUUUGGGGUUUUACGCAUUUAGAGGAAGCAGUCAUGCUCCCCCACAUUUGCUAGAUUUUUUUUUCCUAAAACACCUCUUAAGUAAUUUCCAAACCCAUAAUUUGCUGCUAAGAUAAUUGUCGGUUGCUCUUUCCUCUGUGUGUGUCACAGGAAUGUCGAAGCAUGAUCAGAGCAGGGGGGAGGACGACUGGAACAUUUGCAUAAGCAUUUCAAGACGUCGAUUUGAGAAAAAAAAAUGUAAAUCAACUGUUAACUUCUGUGCGUAAAACUAAAGUAAAAGUCUAUGUCAUGAGUGGAAGAGACUGUACCUGAGCUCAUAGUGAACACCGGCCACAGUUGACUGGACCUGUGGAGGAUUGUGUCUGAUGUAUGCUGCAUGGACAGUCGCAUAACUCACAACAUUAUUUUUUUUUAAAAAGAGUGGUAGAAAUGAUCUUCUCGGGCGUUUACUUCUCGACAGGACCUAUACACGCUUGUCCACAUGCUGCGCGUUGCUUUCAUUUCUGAGCUCGGGAGAUUGCUGCUGCUGUUGCUGUUGCAGGGCUUUGCUGCAGAGAUAGUUGUUGGUGAGCUGUGGAACGUCACUUGUUUUAUUGCCCUCACAGAAGAGAGACCAUAAACGCAUUCUUACCACCUACACCCUCCACAGACAACCUCCCCCUCUUUUUGCUUCCCUGCAAAAGCAUGGAAAUUGCUUCACAUGCCAGAUAAUUCAUACACAAUGGAAACAUUAACAGUAUGUUGGAAACUCGUCGAUGUGGCUGAGAUAAACAACGAAAUGCCAAUAUUCAUUAUAGUCCCCGUAGACAAAUGUAUUUAGAUAGGGGAUCACUGCAGUGGUGUUGUAAAAUUAAAAGUGUUUCUGCGCACACACACACACACACACACACACGCACGCACACACACACACACACACACACACACACACACACACAUACACACACACACACACACACACACACACACAUACACACACACACACACACACACACACACACGAUAAAACAGUAUCGGUAUCACAGAUGAGGGUUUGGUAUCGUAUCUCGAGCAAAACUGAUUUAAUACCCAUUCAACUCUUUAAGACUCCUUUCAACGUGAGCUCGUGUGUGUUUAUCCGCCUCCAUGUGAAUGUGUUCACUGCAACUGAACGACACUGGCCACAGUCCGCGUCCCACUUCCUGCUUUUAACACCACAUCGCUCAAACUUCGCGUCCAAAACGUCUCGAAUGGCCAGGCUGCGCGGAGUGCCACUCCAAAUCUGCGCCGUGUUUAUCGGCAUUUAGCAGUAAUGUUCAAGCGCUGAGCUAAAAGCUACAGUUUCCCCUCAACUCCUGCCUCUCAAUUGGCGGAGAACGGUCAGCUGACGUUGUCAUAUUGUCUCUCACCGAGCCAAGCCUCGGCUAUAACACUCGGGUUUGUGCGUCUUAACCGGAGAUUGGAAAUUAAUAAUAUUGAAUCCUCAAAGUAGCCCACGUCGGAGCAGAGAGACGGAAAGUCGCGGAAAAAAGAGAGGAGACCUUGGAGAAAAGGUGUGGUUGGUUGACAAGAGACGGGAAGGAGAUUUACAGAGGAGGAGAUUGAAGAGAGACCGAUCAAGAAGUGGGGAGAGUUGGAGAGAGGGUUACACGCAAGGUAUGAAUUCGUAUUUCGCAAACCCGUCGCUCUCCUGCCAUUUAUCCGGUGGUCAAGAUGUUUUGCCCAACGUCCCCCUGAACUCCACCACCUAUGACACAGUCAGACAUUUUUCGUCGUACGGCGCCGCGGUGACCCAGAAUCGGAUAUAUACACCUUUCUACUCCCCUCAAGACAAUGUGGUCUUUGGGUCUGGCAGGGCACAGUACGAAUAUGGAUCGAACGUGUUUCUUCAAGACAAGGACGUGCUGCCCAGCUGCAGACAAACAAACAUGGGACUCAGUGCACAGAGCCACAUUGCUCAAGAGUACAGUUUGGAUCAAGGGAGAGCAGGAGCGCAGGAGCAGAAGAGCAACAUCCCGAUCUACCCGUGGAUGCAGCGAAUGAACUCACACAGCGCAGGAGUGGGCUACGGGACAGACCGACGCAGAGGACGUCAGAUAUACUCUCGUUACCAAACACUGGAGCUGGAGAAGGAGUUUCAUUUCAACCGCUACCUGACCAGGCGCAGACGCAUCGAAAUCGCCAAUGCGCUUUGUUUGACGGAGCGGCAGAUCAAAAUCUGGUUUCAGAACCGACGCAUGAAAUGGAAGAAGGAGAGCAACCUGACCUCCACGGUGACUGGGAGUGAACAGACAGGAGCCUCCCCGGAGGAGGAAGGCAGUGGCGCAGUGGAAGAAGGGAAGGAUGAGGACAAGAAGAAAGAAUAAUUUAAAA